Messenger RNA from Paralichthys olivaceus (Japanese flounder), 954 nucleotides. RefSeq names its product eukaryotic translation initiation factor 2B, subunit 1 alpha (gene eif2b1). Gene Ontology annotation, cellular component: eukaryotic translation initiation factor 2B complex. NCBI's taxonomy places the organism in Eukaryota, Metazoa, Chordata, Actinopteri, Pleuronectiformes, Paralichthyidae. Gene Ontology annotation, biological process: translational initiation. The record is from RefSeq and is a predicted model, not a curated record. Gene Ontology annotation, molecular function: translation initiation factor activity; guanyl-nucleotide exchange factor activity.
AUGGAUGAAGAGGAGCUGGUGGAGUAUUUCAGGACUCAGAUGAGGAAAGACCCGGACAUGGCCUCAGCUGUGGCCGCUAUCCGCACUCUGCUGGAAUUCCUCAAGCGAGACAAAGGUGAAACCAUCCUGGGCCUGAGGGAGAGCCUGACGUGGGCCACAGCCUGCCUGACACGAGUGGACUCCUCGGUGGCCGUGUCCUCAGGAGGGGAGCUCUUCCUGCGCUUCAUUAGCCUCACAUCGCUCGAGCACCAGGAUCUGUCUCGUUGUAAGAAGGUGAUGGAAGAGAGGGGAGAACUAUUUCUAGAGAAGAUCGCAAUGUCCAGGACCAAGGUCGCAAAGCUCUGUCACACCUUCAUCAAAGACGGUGCUAAAAUCCUGACUCACUCCUACUCCAGAGUCGUCCUCAGGGUGCUGGAAAAGGCUGCAGCUGAGAAGAAACGUUUCUCUGUCUAUGUGACUGAAUCGCAGCCUGACUCAGCUGGGCGACAGAUGGCCGAAGCCCUGAGAAAACUCAAUGUUCCAGUAACAGUGGUCCUGGAUGCAGCCGUCGGGUAUGUCCUGGAGAAGGUGGAUCUAGUUAUUGUUGGUGCAGAGGGAGUUGUUGAGAGCGGAGGAAUCAUCAACAAGAUCGGCACGUAUCAGACGGCGGUGUGCUCCAAAGCCCACAACAAGCCCUUCUACGUUGUGGCAGAGAGUUUCAAGUUCGUCCGGCUCUAUCCCCUCAACCAACAGGAUGUGCCAGAUAAAUUUAAGUACAAAGCAGAUACCCUGAAGACAGGGCAGAACCUGUCAGAGGAGCAUCCGAUCAUCGAUUACACGCCUCCCUCCCUCAUCACCCUCCUCUUCACUGACCUGGGCGUCCUCACCCCGUCUGCCGUCAGCGACGAACUCAUCAAGCUUUAUUUAUGACCAAGCCUCAAAAGUCUCAAAUAAAAACCUUUUAUCAAAAGGUAA